GGUGAAAGGCAUUCCUUUCUCUCUAGGGAGAAAAAUGCUAUUGGCAUGGACGGUGCCGGCAGCAGUUUGGUUGUUGGUGCACUUCACAGCAGAAGCCUGCAUUAAAGGCAACCUGAUGGCUCCCAAACCUUCCCAUGGAGCUGUAGAAACCUGUGAUGAUGGGAACAUGACAUCUAACGUGGCUUCUCCCGUCCAGCCUGGAACCAGUGUCACCCUCUCCUGCCAGCUGAAUCCCCUGCAACACACCGGGCUCUGCAGGACCGUUAUUUUCCUUAACAGCUCUGAACUAAUUAGAAGUUACAGCCGUGCAGUGAGCACCACCUUUCUAGUCCCUACAUACGGCAAACACCAGUUCACGUGCAAAGUAGUUUGCGAACAGAAGAAAAAGCUCAUUUGUGGAAUCGAGAUAGAAUCUGGAAAUCCUCCAGAUGAGCCCAGAAAUGUGUCAUGUAUCCAGAAUGGGACAGAUGGCCAUCCCACCUGCACCUGGGAUAAAGGAAGGCUCACCUACAUCAGCACCACAUAUGUAAUACAGCUGUCAAAUGGGACAGAUGUCUUCUGUGCCUCAGAAAAAAGUUCGGGUGGGAAGUCUGGCUCACUGGCUCUGAGCAAGCUGAAUUUUGACUCUACCUACACCCUUGUGGUGGCUGCCUCCAACGAGCUAGGAAAUGCUUCUUCAGAGCCCCUCGUCUUCAUGCUGAUAGACAUAGUCAAACCACAUCUUCGCAACUUUUCGGUGGAAUUUGAAAAUUCUGUGACCAACUGCAGCCUUUCCUGGCACGCCGAAGCAGGAGCACGGCACUGCCGGCUGCGGUACCGACCGCUCACCCGGCACACCUGGAACACGGUGGAAAGCUUAAGCGGCGAGAAGUGCAGUCUUUAUGGUCUGGAGCCUCACACAGACUACGAGUUCCACCUCAGCUGUAAAAUCCACCCCGAGAGAGGGCUGUGGAGCAACUGGAACAUCUACCAGACCCGGACUCCUGAAGCAGUGCCCACCGGGCUCCUGGACGUCUGGUACCGACAGCAGGACGUGGACAACCAAAGGCAGAACAUCUCUCUUUUUUGGAAGGCUUUGAGCAGGUCAGAGGCGGGAGGAAGAAUCCUGCAGUACAGGGUGAGCUUCGAAGCCCUGGGUCAGCAGAGGUCCCCAGCAGGAGAAGACAUCACCAACCACACCAGCUACACCCGAGUCAUGCCAAGGGUGGGCUACAAGAUCACAGUCACUGCUGAGAACUCAAGGGGCAGGUCCCCCCCUGCAUCCAUUGUCACCAGCCUGGGCACUCAGGGUCUACGUCCUCCUCAGGAGGUCUCUGCCAUGGCCAUGGGAAACAGCAGCAUCUUGGUCAGCUGGAAGCCACCUGCAGGCCUGGUGGCAUCAUCACUCGGGGGGUACGUGGUGGAGUGGGCAGAGCUGGGGAGGGACAUGGGCCUGGAGCCCCAUCCCGCCUGGGUGAAGCUGCCGGCGUCCAGCCUCUCCACUGUCAUCACAGAGCACAUAAAAGAUAACGUGUGCUACCAGAUCAGCGUGUUUGCCCUCUACAAGGACGGAGCUGGGCAAGGGGCAUCCGUGAGGGGACACUCAAGAGCAGAAGCACCCUUGGCUGGGCCCCAGGUGUACACAACACCGCGGGCAAACGGCAUCUUGGUUUCGUGGGCGCCCAUCCCUGCCCACCAGCAGAGGGGCUGCAUCACGGGGUACCACCUGUACCUGCAGAACAAGGACCGGGAGGAAGCCCCGGCCGUCUAUGCCAUCUCCAACACCAGUGUCCAGUGCUGGCUGCUCAUGGCCCACCUGCAGCCUGGGGACCACUACGCCAUCUGGAUGACGGCCUCCACCGCUGCUGGAGAGGGGCCCCGGGGCAACACCGAGCUCCUCACCUUGGAAAGUGCUGGGGAGUGGGUGGCUGUGGUGCUCACCUGCAGCUUCUUCAUCUUCUCCGCCUGCGUCUGCUCCGCGCCUCCGGCACGAAAAGUGUUGCAGUCGCUCCUCUCGGCGCUUGUGCCGCAGUGGGAGGACAAAGCCAUUCCCGACCCCGCCAACGCCGCCUGGGCCAAGAACUACAUGUCUGUCAAGGCUGAGCUGACCUGGCUCUCCAGCCCCUUCCUCAGCACCAGCAGCUUUGAAGAGCCCGAAACAACCCAAGUAGAGGAAGCCUUCGUGAAGGGAGACCCUCCAGACCUCCGGGACCAGCUCCUCCUGGGGACCGGCCAGCGAGGAGGUGGCCACUGGCCACUGGUGAGCGGCUCGGGGCAGGAGCCAGAGUACGAUGGGGACACAAAGGAGGACACAGAGGGGGACCCCUACAAGCAGCAGCUCCCCGACCUCUACAAGAGGAUGGUGGUGGAGGUGACGGAGCAGACGCAGGGCGUUUCUGAGUACAUCGCCAACCCCAUCACCAACCCCAUCACCACGUACCCACCACCGGUGACCAGAGACCACCCCGAACUCGAGGGCAACCCGCUCCCCAUCUUCUCCCCGGCGUUUCUCAUGCCCUGCAAAGGGAAUCUCACUUUGGACACGGUGAAAUUGAACAGCAGCUCUUUCGCCAGGUAGGCCCUCAGGGCGACCUCACCCUGACCUCAUUUGGUUUUUUGCACUUUUAAGUAAAUUAUUUCAGUCCAGCCAGUCCAGUAGCUCACGUGUGACACCUUCAAGUGACAAAAAGCACCCAACUCACCAACUUUUCCAGCGCUGCAAGUGACACUUUAUCAUACAACGGAGCGGCUCCUCGUCAAUCCAGCACCUCCAGCUGGAAUUAAAGAUGGGAAGAUGUGGAAUGACUGCAGGAAUGAGUGGGCUUUUGGAAAGGUUAAUUAAUUAGGUGCCCCCACGCAGCCCAGGCUACCUCAGUCCCAACUCAGUCCACCCCAGGAAUCAGAGAUGUUACUCCAGGGCCAGGUGUCAUCACAGUAGCCCCAGCAGGAUCACAGCUGC
Calidris pugnax (ruff) is the source of this 2938-nucleotide messenger RNA. RefSeq names its product interleukin 12 receptor, beta 2 (gene IL12RB2). The coding region runs from base 35 to 2557 and encodes 840 amino acids. Gene Ontology annotation, cellular component: external side of plasma membrane; signaling receptor complex. The transcript is spliced from 15 exons. The record is from RefSeq and is a predicted model, not a curated record. NCBI's taxonomy places the organism in Eukaryota, Metazoa, Chordata, Aves, Charadriiformes, Scolopacidae. Gene Ontology annotation, biological process: cytokine-mediated signaling pathway. Gene Ontology annotation, molecular function: cytokine receptor activity; cytokine binding.